Molecule: messenger RNA, 345 nt
Organism: Knipowitschia caucasica
Lineage: Eukaryota; Metazoa; Chordata; Actinopteri; Gobiiformes; Gobiidae
Source: the annotation of a GenBank genome assembly
AUGUGGUCAGUGUAUGGUCAGCAGACGGCCCAGAGCCCUGCACAUCUGCUGGGGUGGGGCAAUCACCCCCCCAGGGAACAGGGACAGGCACUGGGACAGAACCUUCCAGAGACACCCCCCCUCCCUGUAACCCCCCCACCCAGAGCUUCCACUGUCGUCCACUUCAUCAACAGCAGCUCCGAGCCUCCUGCAGAUUUCCAAAUGACUUCCACACUGCAACAGGAGAACACCUCUGUCUGUGAGGGCUGCUCCAGCACGGGCCACUCAGGGACGGGGGGGGAGAGGGGGGGAGAGGGGGGGGGGGUGGGGGGGGGGGUUCCACUGACCCUAAUUAUGAAUUAUUAA